Lasiosphaeria miniovina is the source of this 1122-nucleotide messenger RNA. RefSeq lists its product as uncharacterized. The transcript is spliced from 5 exons. The record is from RefSeq and is a predicted model, not a curated record. Gene Ontology annotation, molecular function: oxidoreductase activity. NCBI's taxonomy places the organism in Eukaryota, Fungi, Ascomycota, Sordariomycetes, Sordariales, Lasiosphaeriaceae. Bases 1 to 1122 code for a protein of 373 amino acids.
AUGGCCUGGACACCGAAGGCCGCUCUUGACACUGAGGAAUUACCCUCCCCCAUCCAAUAUGUGGUUGAGAUUGGCGACAAGGGAGUUGCCGAGGUUGAGGCUGGCCUCGAAGCCUACACGAAACUCGGGCUCAAUCAGGACUCUGUUAAUCCCGACACCUUCCCCCUUCCAACACUCGAGGCUCAGCUGGAGCAGGCCUGCCACGACAUCCACCAAGGCCCUGGAUUUGCCAUCAUCCGGGGCCUAGACCCCAACAGUUACACGGCCGAAGAAAACGUUACGAUCUUCUUGGCGGUUGCAAGUCACAUUGCAGACAUGAGAGGAGUUCAAGAUAAGCGAGGGAAUAUGAUCACCCAUGUCACCGACGCAGCGACAUGGACAACUCCCCAUGAACUCCGACACGGAAUCCACACGACAACUGGUUUGGCCUGGCACACGGACAUGUCAGUCAACAUCUUGGGCCUUCAUGUGAGGGCCAUGGCCGAAAGUGGUGGUGAUACCUUCGUAGCAUCGGCUUCGACCAUCUUCAAGGAACUUGAGUCGUCAUACCCACAAUCUCUCAAGGCGCUGCAACAAUCUGAUUGGCCGAUUCAGAUAUCUGGGUCGCCGCCACGCUAUAUCCUUGCACCCCUCCUGCAGGUGUACAAUGGUGCUGUUGUGGUCAGCGUCGAUCCCGGCCGACUGGGACUUCAUCCUGUCACUGCCGAGGCCGGGCUGGGUUCGUUCAUCCCGGACCUGACAUUGUCCCAGCGCAAGGCACUGUCGAUUCUCUCCGAACUGGCUUCGAAACAUCGUCUACGUCUCGACACAAAGCCUGGAGAUAUGGUCUUUAUUAACAACCUUGGACUUCUCCACGCCCGCGACGCUUAUGUCGACCAUAAGACUGGACCUCGACGCCAUCUUGUCCGCCUGUGGCUUUGCAAUUCGAAGCUGGCUUGGGAUUUGCCGGAAUCGAUGCGAGCUCCCUGGGAUGCUGCGUUCGGUGAUAUAGAGUUCCCAGGCGAUAUUGAGAGAAAAUACCCGGCCUUUCCAGCUCGAAAAUACAAACAACCAAGGUAUACUGCUGGAUCAGCUGCAUUUAUCAUCGAUGACGACGACGACGUGAAUAGUAACAACACCUAG